CAAAGGCAGGAGGCCAGUGGGCUGGGCGAGCUGCUGUGAAGGGCGACGGCGGUUUAUUGUUGCAACCACAAGGCAGCUCCCUGCAGCGGCCCUCUUGUGCAAAAAGGGAAAAGCAGCGCGGCGGGGCGGAAACGAGGACGACCCAGGAGCGGCUGUAAACAGCCAGGCCCCAUUUAAAGCCGAGGCGCGGCCGCCCCGGCCCGUCACGUGACGCGGUUCCUGGAAAGUUCCUGGAAAGCGGCCUCUGCCUUCCUCCCAGGCGAGCGAAGGAGGCGCCUUCCCCGCCCCCGCCAUUGAUAGUGGGCCGCGCGCCAGGAGCCUCCCGCCCGUUGGGUCGCCCGUCUGAGGCCGACAAGCAGCAGCUGCGGGGCUUCUUCUUGCACGCAGCCUCCGGGGCUGAGCCAAGCCCCGAGGCGGCGCUGCGUGUCUCCCACUCCCCGCGCCUGCUGGUCGGCGGUCCCCUCCUCAAGCCAGCCGGUGUUUGCUCGCUCGGCGCCACCGCGUCACAGGAGCCGUCCCUGCCCUCGCUAGUCCCCGAGUAGCCAACCUGCGCUCGCCUUCCCUUCCACUGCCAGAGCGGAGCGCGAGCCGGGCGCCCUUUGCCUGCUGCUGGGUCACAAAGCCUCCCCUUGGCAGGCUGGCCGGCCGAGCGCCUUCCCCGCCCGGGGCAGCCCUGCCAAGCGAGCACCACGCAGAGGCCACCAGCACCAAGCCCCGCAGCCAGCCCUCAGGGGAGGGGAAGGUGGCGGCCGCGGCCGGGAUCCCGAUGGGCUGGGACGGCGGCCAGGGCCUGUGCUGAGGCCUCUGCCCACCCAUGACCCUGCGCUCGGCCGGAUCCUCCGAGGGCGCCGAGCGGACUGGCGGGGCGGCGGCGGCGGAGCCCGCCGAGCCGGAUCGUCUGUGUUCUGCCAUGCGGGAGCUGAGGCGCUCAGGAUGGUACUGGGGUAACAUGAAUGUUGCAGAAGCCAAAGAGAGAUUACAAGAUACUUCUGAAGGGACUUUCUUGGUCAGAGACAGCUCGCACUCGGAGUAUCUGCUUACUAUUUCAGUAAAAACAUCAGCGGGACCUACAAAUCUACGCAUAGAAUUUCAAGAUGGGAAAUUCCGACUGGAUUCUAUUAUCUGUGUUCGAUCCAGGCUCCGGCAGUUUAAUAGUGUGGUCCACCUGAUUGAAUACUAUGUUCUGAUGUGCCAGGACAGAAGUACUGCCACUGAGAUGCCUUGUAAUGGAACAGUUCAUCUUUAUUUGAAUAAACCCCUCUAUCAUUCAGUUCCCUCUCUGCAGCACUGCUGUAGAAUAGUUAUUAACAAGUACACAAAAGAAAUCCAGGAACUUCCUUUACCAACAAGACUAAAGGAAUACUUGAAAGAUUAUCAAUAUCAGGUAUAAGUAUAUCAUCUACUCUGCCACAAGAAUCCUAUUUUAUGAAUUGGGUCAAAGACCUGAGCAUUCAGCUGCACAAAUGUGUCAUGUAAGUUGCUGUCAAAAUGAUAACUGUGAUAGUCUGUGGAAGGGGGGGGGGGGGCAGCAUGUAAUGUUCCACAGUCAGACAUAAUUUCACAGUCAUGUUGAUGCUUCUUCAGAGUGAUUGGUCUCUGAGAGAAUGGAGAAAGUGUCUGGGAAGACAUACUACAGGAAAGUAAGCUGCAACUGAGGGGGAUGUUUAUCAUCUCUUUUGCUCUUAAAAUAGGCCCUCCUGUCCUCCACUCCGCACAACAUGUGCUUCAGUCAACUCUGCCAGUCAUAUUUAGUUGGGACUUGACAACCCAAAACAGUUUUUACGUUCUCAGCACCAGUAGAUCUUUGUUAUUGUCAGUAAUGUCUUAAGCAUUUUUUACACAUAUCCAUGAGACUUGUUACAAAAGCAACCACUAGUGUAGCAGGGGCAGAAUGCCUGUUUUUCCAGCAACUAGAAAAUGUGUUUUGUUUGAGCACUGGGGAAGUACAAUAUCAGUGCAACAGAAAAGCUAAGGUGAGAGCAGUUUGGAUCUUAUGCAGGAAAUGAGUAGCAGCUGUGUAUUGUGGAACUAUGGUUCCACAAUAGACCACAGAUCUUGGGACAUGACCCUUCAGGUAGUACAGAUAGUGGCAUAGGAAUUUUGUUGGUUUAUAGGGAAUGGGUUGAUUGCUGGAUUGCAAGUCAAUGUAGUAUUCUUUAUAAUAUGUUCCUCAAUUUUUAUUUUUAUUUGUUCACCCAACUGGUACCGUGCUCAUUUUUCUUUACGUCAAAACAUCAUACCACCUUAGAGGUUGUGCUUUAUUUCACAAUAUUAUUGCGCCAGAGUGCCCUUUCCUUUUUUGAAAAUUUCAUUGAGCAACCCUGUCUGCAUGUCCAUGUCUUAUGAAACAUAUGGUCCUUACUAUCCAUAUUUACUCAGAAGUAAGUGUGUUUAAGGUUGCUGUCUCAUUGGACAAUCACAUGUGGCUGACUUCUAAGUCGAUACAUUUAGGAUUAGACUGUGAGGUGUCUAAUUACAUUGAAUUGGAGAAUUAACAAGCUCUGCUCUGUUUGCAUUGAGCCAUGAUCAUCUCCUUUCUAUGCAUAGUACUGUACUACAUGUAGUAAUCUGGUAAAAAGAGUUCUGUUCCAAAAGAAUUUCAGGCCUGGAUAAAGAAGCACUUCAGUAUCUUUUAUGAAGGCCUAGUGGGUCCCUUGUACAAUAGGAUGAUAUAUCAAUUUUUUUAGGCUAUGUACCAAAAGCCUCCUUUUUGUUAUAGGUCCAAUUAUUGCCUAUAAUAUGCCUCCCUUAAAUGAGGCUUUAUAAAUUCCUAGACUGCAGUCUUGCAGUUGCUGUUUCCAUUCCAUGCCUGAACAUGGAUAGGGGCAAUUAUGACUAGUUUCUACAGUGUAGAAUUUUUUUUCUAUUUCCUUGAAAUGGAAUUGAGUUUGCCUGUUUUAAAGAUUGUGUGUUCAUGAUUGUAGCUGUCUGAUUUCAGACUGUAUUCAAUAAAGUGAUGUAACUGCAGAAGCUGUAGUUCUUUGAUGGUA
Molecule: messenger RNA, 2990 nt
Organism: Sphaerodactylus townsendi
Lineage: Eukaryota; Metazoa; Chordata; Lepidosauria; Squamata; Sphaerodactylidae
Gene: SOCS2
Product: suppressor of cytokine signaling 2
Exons: 3
Coding region: 815-1390 (191 amino acids)
Biological process (GO): phosphatidylinositol phosphate biosynthetic process; intracellular signal transduction
Cellular component (GO): phosphatidylinositol 3-kinase complex
Molecular function (GO): 1-phosphatidylinositol-3-kinase regulator activity
Source: RefSeq, a predicted model, not a curated record